Drosophila bipectinata is the source of this 2797-nucleotide messenger RNA. It is a transcript of the gene lost, whose product is annotated as methenyltetrahydrofolate synthase domain-containing protein lost. The record is from RefSeq and is a predicted model, not a curated record. Gene Ontology annotation, cellular component: cytoplasm. Lineage: Eukaryota; Metazoa; Arthropoda; Insecta; Diptera; Drosophilidae.
AAACGUCAAACGGCAAACGUCAGAAACGUGGUUUUUUUUUGUGGCUUGUGGUUUGUUGGAAGCAGGAGAAGUUAGACGUUGCUCUGUAACUUGUGAAAAUUCAGCGAAAAAAAUUCUCGAGCAAAAAAUAAAAACAGUUCGAGUACGCAACAUAUAAACGAGAUACGAUGGAGAAUCAAAGCAACGCAGCUCCCGCUGCUGCCGCCGCGGAGAAUGGCGCUAACACCGCGCAGGAGGUAUCAUCGACAACUCAGCCCGUGGAGCCCACAAAGCGCUCUUUGCGCGUGCAAACCUGGAAGAAGAUCCAGGAGGGCAAGGUGGGAAUUGGAUUUAACAACAUAUUCAACCGUAUUCCCGCAUUUGUCGAUGCCGAUAAGGCUGCUUCAUUGCUCAUCAAUGAGGAGGAAUUCAAAAAAGCACAGCACAUCAAGGUGAACAUCGAUCGCGCCUUGCACGACUUCAAAGAAAAGGCUUUGCUGGCCGAUAAGGCCGUUUACUUGCCCAGCACUCGUGAUUCGUCUGCGCUGUGCCUGAAGGUAGAUGUGCCUGCCGAUGCCACAGAAGAGCAGAAGAAGGAGGCGUUGCGCGUGCAGGACAUUCAGAAAUUCCGCUCGGAAAUCGCUCUGGACAGCGGCCUGAAGCUUGAUAUGGUCGUAAUCGGCUCAGUUGUUGUUUCGCGCGAGGGCUAUCGUAUUGGCCGUGGCAAUGGGUUCGCCGAUCUGGACAUUGGCCUGCUCAUCGAAUUGGGCGCCAUUACCCCACAAACAGUGAUUGUUACGAUCGUACAUGAUCUCCAGGUGUUGGACACAUUGCCUCUGAACCUGUUUCAGAAGUACGACACCCCAGUAGACAUCAUUGUUACGCCAACUGAGGUGAUCCGUGUCGCUAAGCGUUUGCCACGUCCCAGUGGCGUUUUCUGGGAGUUGUUGUCAGAUCGCCGUUUGAAGAUAUUGCCUGUUCUGCAACAGCUUAAGGAGCGCGAGGAGAAGGCCGGAAAGGCGAUUGCAUUGAAAGAGGAAGAUACCGAUGUGGAGCAGCAUCAAAACAACAGGCGCCGUGGUCGUGGUCCGCUGCGUCGUCGCUUCCAACGAGGAAACCCAGGACGCACCACCUCACAGACUGACAACGAGCAGCCAGGCCAGGAAACUACGCAGAAGCGUACUCCCCGGCGCAAGGGCCGCUUCGUUAACCGCCGCAGACGCGCAACUAAGUCUGAGGGCGAACAGUCUGGAGUUGAGGGAGGUGCUAAGAGUGAGGAUCGUAAGUUUGAUGAAGCUGGCGCUGGCGAGCGUCGUCCGAAGAAGAACAAGAAUCGCGGACCGCGUGAUUUCUGCAUUAAGUUGACAAAUUUGACCCGUGAUAUUCGCGUCAAGGACCUGAAAUCUGAGCUCCGCAAGCGCGAGUGCAACCCCAUGUCUAUUACAUGGAAGGGUCACUUUGGAAAGUGUUUCCUGUAUUUCGGAAACCGUAACGGAACUCCCAGUACCCAGGAUGACGUGGACAAGGUGAUGAAGUCACUUAACGAUCUAUCGCUGACCAUUACCACCGGUGGCGAGGCUGCCCCAGCAACCGCAGCGGGUGCUGAAGGUGAUGCCGCUGUGAAGACGGAGCCAGUGGAGUCUGCGGCGCCGGUUCAGACCAAGACAAUAAACGUCAACGUCGAAUUGAUCAAGUUUGGCGCCAAGAAGAGUGGAGGCUCCACUGCCGGCAAUGCUGGCGCUGUUGACGAUGGAAACGCUGCCGGCGAUGCGCAAAAUGGAAGUGAGGCCGGCAAUGUUGGUGGCGGGGAUGCGGGUGGCGCUCGCAUCGAAUCUGUGGACACCACCACAGUAUAGUAUGACACAACAGUCAGCUCAGCCACCCAAUGGUUGCGGCGGAAGUCCGCCGGCAGCAUAACGUUUGGAGUUCAUCGAAAAAAAGUAACAUUUUGUUUAGAGAAAAUCUAAAAAUAUCACACAAAAUAUGAAUACAACAGAAAAUGAGCUCCAAACACCAAAAACACACACUCACACCACACACACACACCAUACAGGCAUACAACCAUAGACACACAUACACACAUUCAGCUACACAUGCAUACACUGAAGAUCAUAUUUUGCAGCUUGUAGUUCUUCUCCUUCAUUAUUCUAACAAGAGCAAAAGCAACAUUUUCUAACUCAAAACCAUUGACGCUUUUUUAAACAAUUGCAUUUGUUUUUGCCUAAGAAAAAACAAAACGAAAAUUCGUUGAGCAACUUAACUGAAAUUUAAAUUAGUUACAAUCAUUGCAGAAAUACUCGUUCCACACACAGAGUGGAACAAAAUUUCUAUAAUAUAAUCGUUUACUAACUUGUUCCUGUGGCAGCCCACAGUCUAAGGUUAAUAAUCUACCUUUCCUAUAAAUUUCUCAUUUUCGUUUUCUUUCGCCCGUUUUGCAAUUAAUAUCCAGUGUUCCAUCACAAUUAAGCAGUUGAGCUGCUUUUUGUGUGGAACACUGUGGGUGAAGAUGAAAUAUUCUUAAUAUUUGUAAUAUUAAUCGCAAAAGCCCAAAUAAAACGAAAAAUCGUAAACGAAAAAUUGAAUUACAAAAAAAAAAAACUAUUAAAAUGUUGCAUUUUUGCUGCGAAAAUAAUUCAAACAAAAAAAUAUUGUAAUUUUGGUUAGUGUCUCCACAUUAACGAAACACCAAUACCCCUUAAUUAUAAAUUUUAACAAGAGAUCAACAGAAACAUGAAAACGGCAAUUAUACAAUGCAGAACAUAUUAUUUACUCUUUUUUAUACAAAGAAAAGGCGUUACAAAAAAAAUGUGAAACAUGA